UAUCUGACCUGUCAAAUGCACUGUCCUUCCUACUAGGUCAGCCUCUUGAAAUGAGACUGCCUCUCAUUGGAUUUCCACAGUUACAUGGAACAAUUUCUGAAAAUGUUUUCAUUUUCUCCAUGCCUUCGGGGGAGGGGUUGUUGUUUUCAACAAGAUGGUUUACAUACACAAAUAAUAACAUCUCUUCCUUAACCUGUCUCAUUUUCAGCAGGGACUGCUCCCAAAGGAACCAUUGAUAAAAUGCUCCAUUAUAUCCUAUUGAUAGUAACUGAUCACAUUUCGCCAAUUAUGCCAGAUCUGAGCCUGAAGACUAUAAGGACUUUGCAGAACGCUGCAAGCCCAGGCAGAGAGCAAGAGGAGGUCCCUACAGGUAGCCUUUACCCCCAGGCGUUGUGGGGUGCUCCAUACACACGUGUGCAGAACCUACCCCAAAGGCUCUAAGCCCUGGAGAACUACCAACUACCCGGACUGAAUCAUCAAAAUCUGAGGGAGACACUCUGAUGGUGGCAGAACCAGUUCUGAGCUUUCUUCAAGCUGUUGUUGCCUCCAGCAGAAUCUGGCAAAGGCUCAGUUCCGACACCUAAAAGGGGGCGGUGCCUUUCCUCCGCAGCUGGUAACAAGCCUUCACUCGUGCUUCUGGAAGCGUGGAACCAGCCUCUUCGGACAACUGUCCACCAACACCUUCUGCAGGCAACCCUGGGCUCCCUCACACUUUCAGGAGACUACUGUGGGUCUUGGUCGUGCCCAAACUUCCCGCCGGGUGGCAACUGGAAAAGUGAGCUUAACAUGGUAAGACGAGGCUCUCGCACUGCACUCUCACUGCCAUGAAGCUGCUGGUGUGCAUUGCCUAAAAUAAAAAGGUCUCUGUCUGCAAAUCCUGUUUGCUCGGCCCCGGUAAUCCAUCCCCCGCCCCCCAACCCCGCGUACUCCACUCGUACAGCUGUUUUUAAUCCCUACUUUUCUCACUUGGCGUCCCUGGGCUCGAGCUGACCAGACGCGGAGCCACUUAGCGUUUCCUCCUCCCCCUCGCCCGGGUCUGUCCUCCCGCGGCCGUCUCCUCUUUCUCCGCCCGCGUCCCCGGGAGGCAGAGUGUGGGAAGAACGAAUUUCCGCCGGGCUUGCUAGCUACGCGCCGAACUUGGGUCCCUUCCGGACUCAGCCCGCGCACCCCCGGUCUGUUCCACCCCGCUGCGCUCCGAGCCCGAGCCGCGAUCGAGGAGGGGCCGGCUGCGGGGGCUGCCGGGGUUCCACCAGCAAGCCUCACCCCCGGGAGUUCUUGGAAGGGCUCCCGCCGGCAGCAGCUGGGGAAUCCGCUCGGCGGGGAGAAUCCGCGCCAGGGAAUCCAGCUCUCCGAAACCCCGCUGCAAACAAAAAGCGCCAGGUUUUGCUCCCUCCCCCGCCCCUCGAUGCACACGCGAAGACGAAAUAGUUUUCUGCAGAAAUGCAACAAGUAGUACCCGGAGCUCGCCGAGCGCCCUGAACCCCUUGACUUGGCCGGGCGAAGCCUGCCUGUAGAGACCAGGGCCAGCCACCGGACAAAGGGCGGAGGAGGGGCUGCGCUGCGCUGCGAAGUCAGAAAGAGGCCAUUUAGCGACUCCGGCCAGGCCGAAGGGAAUGCAGAGGAGACACGGAGCCGGAAGGCCAAGAGGACCAGCCGGCCGCAGCACGCAGGGUGGGCGGCGAUGGAGGCUGUCCGCACCGUGCGUUUCCUGCUCGUGGUGUGCGGCUGCCUUGCGCUCCCGCCCCGGGCCCAGACCGUGUGCCCCGAGCGGUGCGACUGCCAGCACCCCCAGCACCUCCUGUGCACCAACAGGGGGCUCCGGGCUGUGCCCAAGACCAGCUCGCUGCCUAGCCCCCAGGACGUGCUGACCUACAGCCUAGGGGGCAACUUCAUAACUAACAUCACCGCCUUCGACUUCCACCGCCUGGGGCAGCUCCGACGGCUGGACCUGCAGUAUAAUCAGAUCCGCUCUCUGCACCCCAAGACCUUCGAGAAGCUCUCGCGGCUGGAGGAGCUCUACUUAGGGAACAACCUCUUGCAGGCGCUUGCUCCGGGCACGCUGGCCCCGUUGCGCAAAUUACGUAUCCUCUACGCCAAUGGGAACGAGAUUGGACGCCUAAACCGCGGCUCCUUCGAGGGCCUGGAGAGUCUAGUCAAGUUAAGACUGGACGGGAACGCCCUGGGGGUGCUGCCGGACGCGGUCUUCGCCCCUUUGGGUAAUCUGCUCUAUCUCCAUUUGGAGUCUAACCGGAUCCGCCUUUUAGGCAAGAACGCCUUUGCCCAGCUGGGGAAACUGCGCUUCCUCAACCUCUCUGCCAACGAACUCCAGCCCUCCCUGCGCCAUGCGGCCACUUUCGCGCCGCUGCGCUCCCUGUCCACUCUCAUCCUCUCCGCCAACAGCUUGCAGCACCUCGGCCCGCGGGUCUUCCAGCACCUGCCACGCCUUGGCCUGCUCUCUCUCAGGGGGAACCAGCUCACGCACCUCGCGCCUGAGGCCUUUUGGGGGCUGGAGGCCCUGCGCGAGCUGCGUCUGGAGGGUAAUCGGCUGAGCCAGCUGCCCUUGGAGCUGCUGAAACCUCUGCACAGCUUGGAAGCGCUAGACCUGAGCGCCAACGAGCUGUCUGCCCUGCACCCCGCCACCUUCGGCCGCCUGGGCCGGCUGCGCGAGCUCAGCCUCCGCGACAACGCGCUCAGUGCCCUCUCCGGGGACAUCUUCGCCGCCAGUCCGGCCCUCUACCGGCUGGAUCUAGACGGCAAUGGCUGGACCUGCGACUGCCGUCUGCGCGGACUGAAGCGCUGGAUGGGCGACUGGCAUUCUCAGGGACGUCUCCUCACAGUCUUCGUGCAGUGCCGCCAUCCCCCGGCCCUGCGGGGCAAGUACCUGGAUUACCUGGAUGAGCAGCUGCUGCAGAACGGGUCAUGCGUGGAUCCCUCGUCCUCCCCGACUACAGACAGGCAGAGGCCCCUGCCCACCGCAGCAGGGGAGAAGAUGGCGUACCCCGAUGGAGAUCUCGUGGAGGCUCUGCCAGUUUACCCGCAGCCCCAGCCUCGGGGGCGCGUCUUAGCUGGGGUGACCUGGGAUGGGGCUGCCCGGGAACUCGUGGGCAACCGUAGUGCUCUUAGGUUGAGCCGACGAGGUCCAGUUCUCCAAAAUCAGAGCCCCUCUGCGGCGGCGGCUGCUGUGGGCCCGGAUCCAGCAGCCCUGGACCUUCAUGAGAAGUUGGGUGGGAGUCGCCCGACCCCUGUGGAUCCUGCCCACGCAGAGGCCACCCAGACGGAGACAGCCUCCUUGCCGCCGCUGGCCAGAGACUCCCGGCAGCGUGCGGCAAAGCAGCGCCUGCCCUCGGAACAGCAGGAGCGCGCAGCUCAGUCCGACGGCGGGGUCGGCCUGUCGCCGCUGGUGUCCGACCCGUGCGACUUCAACAAGUACAUUCUGUGCAACCUGACGGUGGAGGCAGUGGGCACCGACAGCGCCUCCGUGCGCUGGGCCGUGCGGGAGUACCGCAGCCCGGGGCCGCCGGGCGGCGCGCACUUUCGUCUUCUCUUCGAUCGCUUUGGCCAGCAGCCCAAGUUCCACCGCUUCGUCUACCUGCCGGAGCGCAGCGACUCGGCCACGCUGCGCGAGCUGCGCGGGGACACCCCUUACCUGGUGUGCGUGGAGGGCGUGCUCGGAGGCCGAGUCUGCCCCGUCGCCCCCCGGGAUCACUGUGUAGGGUUGGUCACCUUGCCAGAGGCUGGGAGCCGGGGUAGCAUCGACUACCAACUGCUGAUCUUGGCUCUGCUGGCGGUGAACGCGCUGCUGGUGCUCCUCGCACUGGCGGCCUGGGCAUCGCGCUGGCUGCGGAGGAAGCUGCGCGCCCGGCGGAAGGGCGGGGCCCCGGUGCACGUGCGCCACAUGUACUCUACCCGACGGCCGCUGCGCUCCAUGGGCACCGGGGUGUCUGCCGACUUCUCCGGGUUCCAAUCCCACCGGCCGCGCCCCACUGUGUGCGCGCUCAGCGAGGCGGACCUCAUCGAGUUUCCUUGCGACCGAUUCAUGGACAGUACGGGUGGGGCCGGUGGCAGCUUGAGGAGGGAGGACCACCUCCUGCAACGAUUUGCUGACUAGAGGCAGGGCCACCAGGCUGUGUGGAAGCAAUCUCACUGGCCUUGAAAACCAUCUCCUAGGGCCUCCCAACCCUUAUCUGGGGAAGUCUGUUUUGUCAGAAGUCUCUUUGGGGUAUUUGCCACAGAGACUAAGGAGGAGAGAGAGCCUAGCUGGGUACCAGCUUUCUCUUCCUCUAAUGAUAAAGUCAGUGGAUGGUACUCAGUGCUCAAUACCAAGACCAGGGAAAUGGCUGGUAGGACAGAUACGGAGGCUUUCCCCAGUAAGAGGUGUUGGCACAGCUAAGUGGCCGGAUCUUAUAGCAUUGCAAUGCACUAGCGUGGCCUCCUUUGGCCAGAAAAGGGUGCUUUGUACCCCUAACACAAGCAGGAAGAUUCGGGUUUAUGCUUUUGUUUGUUCACUCAGUGUCCACAGAGGAGUUCUUUUUCUAUUUAAGGAAAAGAAAACAUCACCAUUAUAAAGACUUGGCAGCUGACCUCACUGGUUUGGUGGUCUCUGCCAAGAAGUGCAAGACAAACAGGUGGUAACAUUUUCUCCCAAGGAACUCCUGUUGGUUGAUAGAGCAUUCAGGAAAUAUUAAGGUUUUAAAUAAUGAGACACUUUUUUUUUUUCAACAAUGUGAAGACCUCUGACUUUUAACUAACUGACCAAUAAGCUCAAAGACUUAUUUUCAUUAGACUUGGCCCAUGGAACUGUUUUCCUCUGAAGAUGAACAGGACAUGAAUGUUUGCUUACCUUAAGGAUAACUACCAUUACUUACUUUUCUCAGGAGAAGACUCCCUUCAAGACUUCUCUAUCAGGGUUGUUCCUGUGGUUUUUAAUUUCUUUUAACCUAUAUAUGGGAAAGGAAAUGCCAAUGCCAGAACUGAUCAAAUGAAUGCAGUAUGUGUGUAACUGAUGACUAUAGGGAACUCCUAGCUCACUUACCAAUCUCUGACAGUAUAUUUAGAUGGGUAUAAAUGUGAUGCCCUUCUCUUUGCGUUUGUUUUAUCAGCAACACUCCAUCAGCUAAGCCCGCUUCUCCUGAGUUGCAUAGUUAAAGAGUUAAAGAUAAUUGUGUAAGAGGGAAGCCAAGGGUGAUUGUCUGAGCUUGGAAUGGAGCUCAAUGGUAGAGAGCUUGCUUUCCAGGUAUGAGGCUCUGGGUUCAUCCCCAGCAUAGCAAAAACAAAACAAAAAGGUGGUUGUAAAUGGGUAAUGUAAUCAUUGACCACAUUAAUACCUUUAUAUAAGAUAAUAGAUGGGAAGUAAUUAUGGUAAAAACAAAUGUGAAAAAGUAGUGUCAAUGGGUGUCUUUUUUCUGCUAAAACUAGAACAUUGUUAUGAGUACUUAAACCUCACUGUGAAGUAAGGAUAUAUUUUGCUAAUUAAUGCCUCCACAACCCAGUGUUUUAUGGUGUUACUAAAUCUUAUCCCUUAGUAAAUAGUUGUGAUUUUUUUCUUCUUUUUAAUUUAGGAUUAGGCUCCUGUGUUCAUUUUCUUUGCUUUUUUUUUGUUUCCAGUUGUUUUUUUUUAGCUAUUUGGGAUCCUCCUUGAUAUUUAUGCAGUACAUGUUUAUCACUAAAUGUCAUGGUGGGGUUUACGUGAGUAAUUUCGUGUGUGGCCUGAAAGUACAUUCACUAAGAGGAUGGGAACUGUGGCAAUGGCUACCAUGGUUAUGAGCUUGUUGGCAGUAGAGGGUUUGUAGAGGCCAUGCCAAUGGUGCUUAAGGCUCACAGUGAAUCUUUUGAGGGCCUCAGGGAAUUCAGCAGCGUCCAGUGGUACUUCAAUCCAGUUCACUUCUUUUAUGUUUGCCCUACAUAGAGCCAUGCCUGCCCUUGUCCUGGCAGUGCAGUGGAGAUCCAGGGAUCUGAACUAGCUGGUUUUUGUUUAUGUUCAGAUGGGUAAAUGUCCAAACCACUUAAACUACAGCUGCUUUUCUGGCAGUCUUAUCUGCAGGGUCCAAACUUAAUAAACCACAGGAAAUAGACUGUCAUUCUUUGUUUGCUGCCAGGCCUCUUUUAGAUUUAGCACAUAUGGGUACAUGGGAGUAGAAUUGUUGGCUCUUAACUUCAACCUGCAGGCUGUUUGGCAUCUUUCAUUUCCCUGGUUUUUUUUUUAAAGCAGAGCACAUUUGCAUCUCUUAGCUGUUUCUUUGCACAACAGUGUAAUAGUGAGUCCUAUUAAAAGUCAGGAAAAGACCUAUGAUCUGUCCACCAUCCGCCUCACUAAUUGCAGAACAUCACUGAAAAUACUUAAUGUCCAGUUCUGUGUGCAAAUUAAAACCACUUCACUGGCAAUUCUUUCAGUGGGAAAUGGAUAAACAUUAUAUAUUGUUAUGUUCAAUUAUGUCAAUAAACCCACCUAUUAAUAGAGAUAUUUUAUUGUUGG
Molecule: messenger RNA, 6472 nt
Organism: Perognathus longimembris pacificus (Pacific pocket mouse)
Lineage: Eukaryota; Metazoa; Chordata; Mammalia; Rodentia; Heteromyidae
Gene: Tril
Product: TLR4 interactor with leucine rich repeats
Exons: 1
Coding region: 1682-4108 (808 amino acids)
Molecular function (GO): protein binding
Source: RefSeq, a predicted model, not a curated record